UUGCUAUCACUAUCAUUAUCUUUACCAAAGCGAAAAAGAGCCUAUAUCAAAAUUCCUCCUGCGUCAGUUCCGGACGGAUCUUCUCUCCGAGCUGCUAGUUGGCUAUCGGAGAUGCUAGCAGCGUGUGAAGCCGGCGAAGUGUUCGCGUUACUAGAGGGACGCGAUGCAGCCGAUGCUGUCGCCGCGCUGUACAACGCUGUGCGGGAACCCUGGCUCACGCGCGCGCUCUUAAUGUACCACGCGCGAACAGGAGCCACGCGUGCGCUUGAUCUUCUCGCUCGAGCACCGGAGCCGCACACGCGCCAUUUGCUCGACGCUCUGCUGGAGCAACUGCGGGGAGAUCGACAGUCGCGCCACCACGCUCUUGCAGCACUAGCGCCGUUAGUUGCACGUCGGCCGCCAUGGCUGCAUCGCUUGCCUGGUCAUCCGUUGGCAGCCGCAUUACUUCGCGCUGCACGAAUAGAACGGGAACCACUUCCGCUGCUUCACGCGCUACUGACGCUGGCUGCGUUACUCCACGCUGCACCCGCACUAGCGGCCCCUCACUGGCCCGAGCUCGCCGACGCGAUGCUCCGCCCCGCCGCCCUCGAACCGCCACCCGCCCCGCCCGCCCGCGCUCAUCUCCAACUUGCCCAACUCGCUCUCUUCCACGCCCUGUACGCGACGCACCCCUGUACCUUGAUAGAGACUUUACGCGCGGAAUGUAACUCCCAACCCGCGCGCGACUGUUGGGAGCGCGGGCUGUCCCCGUUGCUCCAUUCUGUGCGUCUACAUCCGGCACUCGUAACCGGUUCGCGGCAACGGGAGGCGGAUAGUACGAGAUGGACGCGGCACGAGAUUCACGAUGUGGUCGCCGAGAGCAGACGUCUGUCAACGCGCGAGCAUGUUGAUGAGCGGGUUAAUUCGGCGAGUGUUCAACCUUUAACGCCCGUUGUCACCCCGUCGCCGGUACCGGGUUCCGGCGCUCACGCUGCUCGCGCCGCGGCGGCGUUGCGCCCCGGUGCGGAAUCUUGGUUCGCGCUCACGGAUCGUUGCGGCGCGGAUUCGGCGCCGCACACGCCUCUGCCCGCGGAAACGGAUGUAGUUGAGCCACCGGAAGCGGCUGUCGAGGCGACGCCGGAGAACACGCCCGCGAAGGAGACGCGUGCACAGUUUCGGUUCCCGGGCGAGUCGGGCGCCGUGCGGGCGAUCGGACUACGGAAGGAGGCUUCGCCGCCGGGCACGGGAGACGCGGUGGCGGGGCGGUUGGCCCGCGUGGCGAUUGACCGCCGCGCGGCCGAUUCGCCCGUGCCUUUGUGCGGCGCGCCACCUCCCGCUGGUGCUUCCGUUGCGCGACCACAGCCAAGCCGCGCUACGUUGCCCGAUACCGAGCCGCUCAACGUGGAGGACCGUGAGGUAUUGGAGCUGACGGCUCGCUCGCGUGCUGAAGAGACUUGGCCGGAGGUUGAAGCGGUACCACGAGCGCGCGACCCGCGCCGCCUGGUGCCGCGCCGCCGUGCUGGUGCGGGCGCUGCGCCGCCGCCGCGCCGCGCUGCCUCCUGCAGCGCGCGCCUGCCGCCCGCGCGCACCCACACUGUCGCCGUGCAGACGCUCGACACGUGGCCCGCGCCAUACGAGUUCCUCAUCGCCGACUUCUACCGCGGCCUGCCCGGCCUGCCCGACACACCGAGACAGUCAAACAUCGACACCGAGAAGACUAGUGAUCAUAUAUCACCUUGCGAACGCCUUGACAAAUAUCUGACGGAGCUGUAUUCAGGGAAAACGGCUCGUGGCGAAAACGAACUGAGCGAACAACUUGCGCUCGCCCACGCUCAAUUACUUUACGAGAGGUGGAGACGGGAAGCUCACGCUGAGCGCAACCGCCGGUUACUGGGACGUUGUCGGCAGGCGCGCGCGCUAGAGUUGCAGAACGCCGCGUUACGUGAAAGAUUACGCGUCGCACAGUUGGAACGAGAUGAGCUACGUGCGAGAUUGGCACGAGAGACGCCCGCUCCAGUUCUACCAGUUGCCGCGAGUGAGCGUGAGGCACAACUGGAGGCUGCGCUCGCGGAGGAGAGCGCUGCUCGGUUACGAGCCGAAGCUGCACUGCGAGAGGCUGAAGCGCAGCGUGCGCUUGACGAAGCUGAAUUGCAGCGGACGCGAGGCGAGUCGUUUGAAGCAUCUCGGCACGUGGAGGCGUUGGCGCGAGCUGCUUUAGCGGCUGAGCGGCGUGCCGAACAUGUUCGACGUCUACGACGCGAGUUGCUUAUGCUCGCCGAACGUGAAACUCGUUUAGCUGACGUCGCACGCGCUGCUGCAGCAACCGAAUCGGGUGGCGCAUUAGCCGAGCGUCGAGUCGCUGAAGAGCGAGCGCUGAAAGCGGCUUUAGCACGCGCCGAAGCCGAAGUAGAAGCGAGCGUGUCACGUGCGGAUGCAGCGACAGCUCGUGCGCAUGAAUUAGAAGCAGCGUUAAGUGCGCGUGAUGCAGCCGCUGCAGAGCUGAAGCGAGCGCUGCGUCACGCUGCCGACGAGCAUGCAGCGAGACAGCGCGCACUGCAAGACAAAUACGCGGCGCUCCUGAGUAUCAUACGCACGGCAGAGGCGCGCAAGCUGGAGCGACUGGCAGGCGGUGUGCCGCGGGCCACAGUAGGAACAGGGGGUGCAGGAGGUCCGGUGGGUAGUGCGGCAGGUCCGGUAGGCGGUGCAGGGGGGUCCGCUGGCCUUACGUCCGGAGCUGGCAGACUGCAGUCGCGUGCGCCGCCUGCUUGA
This is a messenger RNA of Parnassius apollo (apollo), 2748 nucleotides long. NCBI's taxonomy places the organism in Eukaryota, Metazoa, Arthropoda, Insecta, Lepidoptera, Papilionidae. The record is from the annotation of a GenBank genome assembly.